Chelonoidis abingdonii (Abingdon island giant tortoise) is the source of this 5311-nucleotide messenger RNA. NCBI's taxonomy places the organism in Eukaryota, Metazoa, Chordata, Testudines, Testudinidae. The record is from RefSeq and is a predicted model, not a curated record.
UCUGGUACAUGCAAUCCAAGACAGCCUGCAAACACGCCCAGGACUUCCCAAGCACCACGCUCUGCUCCUGUUUCCCUGAGCCUGAAAAAGUGCAGCCACCUCCAGAGGAAUUUCCACUCUUUGGGACAGCGAUGAUGCCUCAGUGAUCUCCCUGCUCCAAAACCAGGCCUCGCUUGACUUUCCUUCCAGGGAAGAUUGUUCCCCUUGUGACCCUGCUGAGGAAAGAGACUCCAAUGGACUUACACCGGGCAGCCUUCAAGAUGGAAAACUCAUCCUAUCUUCCCAAUCCGCUGGCAUCUCCGGCCCUGAUGGUUCUCGCCUCCACUGCUGAAGCCAGCCGGGACGCUUCCAUCCCCUGUCAGCAGCCAAGACCCUUUGGAGUCCCGGUAUCAGUGGAUAAGGACGUGCAUAUCCCCUUUACCAAUGGCUCGUAUACUUUUGCCUCCAUGUAUCACCGGCAAGGUGGGGUGCCAGGGGCAUUCGCGAACCGUGACUUUCCCCCAUCCUUGCUGCACCUCCACCCCCAGUUUGCACCCCCUAACUUGGACUGCACACCAAUAAGUAUGUUGAACCACAGCGGCGUUGGGGCUUUCCGCCCCUUUGCCUCCACUGAAGACAGGGAGAGCUACCAGUCGGCCUUUACGCCGGCCAAACGCCUGAAAAACUGCCAUGACACGGACUCGCCCCACCUGCGCUUCUCGGACGCUGAUGGCAAGGAGUAUGAGUUUGGAACCCAGCUCCCUUCCAGCUCCCCUGGCUCACUCAAACUCGAUGACACAGGGAAAAAGAUCUUUGCAGUCUCUGGCCUCAUUUCUGACCGGGAGACCUCGUCCAGUCCUGAAGACCGAAACGACAGAUAUAGAAGCGACAGCCAAAGAGGGCCACAAGCAUCUGCGACCACCACCCACCGUAUGGUUUUAACUCUGCCCCUCUGCAAGAAGAAAGCAACCUUGUAUGACAGCCAGGCCCCGAUCUGCCCCAUCUGCCAGGUCCUUCUGCGCCCCGGCGAGCUGCAGGAGCACAUGGAGCAGGAGCUGGAGAAACUCACUCAGCUGAAUGUCAGUAAGAACUCCAUACUGAAGGAUUCCAUGGCACCUGGCACCCCCAAGUCAAUUUUGUUGUCAGCCUCAAUCAAGCGGGAAGGAGACUCUCGGACAGCAUCGCCUCACUCCUCAGAUGAUAUCCAUCACUCAGACAGAUACCAGACCUUCCUGAGAGUGAGAGCGAACAGGCAGACCAGGCUGAAUGCUCGGAUUGGGAAAAUGAAACGGAGGAAGCAAGACGAAGGGCAGAGAGAAGGCUCAUGCAUGACCGAGGAUGACUCCGUGGACAUUGAGAACGAGAAUGGCAAUCGUUUCGAGGAAUACGAGUGGUGUGGGCAGAAGAGGAUACGUGCCACCACCCUCCUGGAGGGGGGAUUCCGAGGCUCCGGAUUCAUUAUGUGCAGUGGCAAGGAGAAUCCGGAUAGCGACGCUGAUCUCGACGUGGAUGGAGAUGACACACUGGAAUACGGGAAACCACAGUACACAGAGGCAGAUAUCAUCCCUUGCACUGGGGAAGAGCCGGGCGAAGCCAAAGAGCGGGAGGCACUCCGCGGUGCUGUCUUAAAUGGUGGCACGCCCAGUACCCGAAUAACGCCAGAGUUUUCCAAAUGGGCCAGUGAUGAAAUGCCCUCGACGAGUAACGGGGAGAGCAGUAAACAGGAGGCUCUGCAAAAGACCUGUAAGAACAGCGACAUCGAAAAAAUUACAGAAGACUCUGCAGUGACGACAUUUGAAGCGUUAAAGGCUCGUGUCCGGGAGUUAGAAAGGCAGCUUUCCCGUGGAGACCGCUAUAAAUGUCUCAUUUGCAUGGACUCUUACACAAUGCCCCUGACUUCCAUUCAGUGCUGGCAUGUGCACUGUGAAGAAUGCUGGCUGCGGACUCUGGGUGCUAAGAAGCUCUGCCCUCAGUGUAACACCAUCACAUCUCCCGGAGACCUCCGGCGCAUCUACUUAUGAAGGACACAGCCGCAGGGUGGGACACAGCCAACCGGAUCAGCUCAUCACACCAAGGGGGGAAGAACGACGACAGAAAAAGACGUUUCAAACAAAUAGACUCCAGACGUGGACUCGAGGAUAAAGGAGCCAUGGGGAAGCCUCGGCCUCCGUGUCUCUCGUGUUGGGACCUCCUCUGACAACUCUAUAGCGGCAAAACCAAACCCUUUUUCAAAGCAGUGUUCCCCUCUCCCCAGAGCUGGCUUUGCAUUGCAGGUGGCUUGUGAGCCCUGCCUUUGGACUGUGCGGGGCACUCCUCGAACCCCAGAAGGCUGGGAAGGGACCCUUGGCAGAAAGAUGUUAAAUACCCUGUAACUUGUGUUCUUCGUUCAGUUUGGUUGGUUGGGCUUUUGUUUUUGUUUUUGGUUUUUUUGGGUUUGUUUUAUUUUUUGUUGUUGUUUUGGGGGUUUUUUGGUGGUGUUCUAGUGAGUUAAAAAAGGGUUUAAAGAAAAACACACAGGCAGAAAAUGAAGCACAUGUAAUAUAGAUUAUAUAUGUUUACAAUGUUGUGUAUAAAUGGGAUAGACACAAACAUUACAUACUGAUAAGUUGCCCUUUUUUUUGGUUGUAUUUUUUUUAAAGAAAAAAAUGAGCAGAGAACAUUAAACCCAUAUUUUUCUUGGUUCUGCAAAGUUUUGGCAUUAAAGUCAUUAGUUUAAAAAAGUAUCUAUAUACAUAUCUAUAAUAUAAAUGGUUUAAUGUUCUGUGGUGUAUAUUUCCUCAGUCAGAUAUAAAGUUAACAGCUUUUUAGUAAUGGCUGUAGCAUCACCCAUAACUUACGAGACUUAUGGGGAGUGGGGGAGAUGGGUUUUUGCAUUAGUCGUAGCUAAUGGGGCUGUUUCUAAUAGAAUCUUUAUCCCACAGAAAGCCAGCGGGAAGGGCGGCGGUUGGAAAGGUCUGGCUCAGGCACUGUCGCCUCUUUUCCAUAUGGGGCAGGGGCAGGAGUUGAGAUUAGAUGGCAAUAUUCAUUCCUGUCUGCUAAGUGCAGCUUCUCCAGUGGUUGGGAAUCUGCACUUCAAAGCUUCAGUUAACCCAGCCAUUGCCCACGAAAACCAAAGGCCAUGCCCCUGUCCAAGCAAACAUGUGCCACUGGCUUGGUUUGUUCCCACUGGAAAGGAGUUCCCUGCCCAAUGGCCCAGGGUGUUCUCUCUGCUCUGGAGCGCCUCCUCCGCCCGCAGGAGAGGUGGGGCCGUGGCACAGGCUCAGGGCCAAGGCUUCCGUUUGUGUUCUCCCUUCUGACUGAGACCGUUACGGGCUGAGCAGCAGGAGGUGACUACAGUGCGGGGAAGGAAGGUUCUUGCUCCAGGUGUUCUCUGGAGAGGCUGCUGUGCUGCUGCCUUUGCUAUCUCCGUCCGUCCUGCUCUCCUGUUCUGCCGCUUUGCCAGUGCUGGCCGGGAGAGGCGUCUGAAUUGCACUGACUUUCUGGUACGAGCUCUUUGCUAGAGUGGAAGGUUGCUUUAGAUCACCCAUCUCUUCCAGAGCCUGCCUGAGCCAGGAUUCCUAGGACAUGGUGCACGUUCCUCCUCUUAAAACAAUGCAAAGUAACUUCCACCUCCAAGUAAAGGGUGAUGCGAGGGCCCCUCUCUCAGGCCAGUGGGUUGGCAAGGAGAACCCAGCCUCACUGAACUGACCAAGAUGAGCAAAGAUUCAGAUACUUCCAGUCAGUGGCAGUGAUCCCCAAUGACCUCCUCCCGGGAGAUUUCUAGCUUCUUCCACAGCGGCACCUAGAGCUGCUCUCACUUGUGCUUAGCUUCCAGGUGCACAGCUGCACACAGUCACCAGCCGAGGGUUGCCAUCUACUCCCGCGUUACCUCGGGAACAAAGAAACGAACAAGCAACGUUCACCUCUCCAGCCAGUUGAGUUUUGCAAGGCUGCGUGAGUGUUGCUGAAAGGCACUUACCAGUGGCUCCUGUUGCCAGGGUGGUGACCUUGCAGGGCAGUAGCCCAGGGCUGGAAUGUGGGAGGAGGGAGCUUGGUGAUGGUAACCUUGUGUUGCUGUUCACCGGGCCGCCCUUUCACUAGCUGUCUUGCUGGUGAACCUGGGCGAGAGACCAGAACAAGCUAGACACAGGAAUAUUGCACGUCAGUGGUUAUUUGGAGACUGUUUGGAAGCCAAGGUCAUUCCUGUUUGCUGGAUUUCUUGGUGCAGGACUCCUCCCCAGCACUGCAAAGGUGGUUUGUGUUUUGCAGUAACAGAAGAUUUGAUGAGGCAGCUUGUCUCAGUGGUGAUAUUUCUAUCACAGCUUCUCUGCCUGAGUGUAUGAUGUCUUGCUGCUUGAUUUGUAAAGGACUCUGUUGCACAAAAUAAAUCUUUCUCCUGCUGGAGUUAUAUUCCCCCUUCCCCACCCCACACCAAAGCUGAUAUCACUUAAGUCAGAGCUUCCUGGGUCCUUACGCUGUCCAAGCAGCAAUCUCUGCCUACAGUACAGUUGUGCCCCAUGUGAGUCUAUCUCAGGCAUCUGUGGCCGUUCCCUGGUAGCCGACAUGCUGUGCACAUGUACCUUCCUGGGCAGUGCUUGGCAGCUGGAGAAACUGUUCCGACAUCCCAAAUUGGGGCGUUUCUCCCCUGAUGAGACAGACCUGUGAGAGUGGAGAGAAGGGCUGCACGUGCAGUUAAUCCUUUGAGUGCCGUUUGGUAUGCUGGGAGGUAGCCCUGCCUGUCACAUUUUAAGCCCUGGGAAAGGCACUUGGCGGGUUUGGUUUUUAAAUUGGAAUAAUCAACGCCAUGUGGUGGGGCAGCCAGGCCCAGCACUGGCCGGACAGUGCCCAGAGCUGUGAUCUCUGUCAAUGGAAUUGGAGAAUGCGCAGUGAUUUUUUUUUUUUUUUUUUUUAAGGGCAGUUGGGAAUGGGGACAGCGGGGGCAGAUUCCCCAGUGCCCAAGCUCUGCCUUGCAACGAGGCACUGAGAGCCAGGAUCUCUCGUGUGUUGUGGAGCAGCAGUGUGCUGUGUACGUAGCUGUAAAACAUAUGUAACCAGUAAUGUUUUUUUUAAAUGUAAAGCCGUCCCUGGUUUUAGGAAGGGUGGGGAUCCGAUGGGAGAAUGGAGAGAGAAGAGUCUCGUUCUGGCCUUCUCAGGAGCCAGCCACGUUUUCUCCUCUUCCACAAGGAGCUUAAACGAAAAAAAGGAAUUAACUCUUUGCCCAAAGAAUCCCAGUUGCACAAGGUGAUAUUCCAGUUGUGUCAAUGAUUGUGUGUCAAUGUAUAUUCUAUAAAAAGGUACUUGUCAUUCCCGUUUGUAAACGACAUUUGACAUUAAUUAAAUGAGUAUAAAUCUU